This is a messenger RNA of Cataglyphis hispanica, 3228 nucleotides long. RefSeq lists its product as uncharacterized. The coding region runs from base 1 to 3228 and encodes 1075 amino acids. The record is from RefSeq and is a predicted model, not a curated record. NCBI's taxonomy places the organism in Eukaryota, Metazoa, Arthropoda, Insecta, Hymenoptera, Formicidae. Gene Ontology annotation, molecular function: catalytic activity. The transcript has 5 exons.
AUGAAUACAUUUGAUUCAAAAUUUUCCGGAGGUUUAAAUAGUUCCCCGAUCGGAUCUCCGGGGGGAACGGUAUUGAAUGUAAGCGUGAAACUGAGCCUUAGAAGACCUGUAAGGAUUGGAACAUGGAAUACGCGGAGCUUAUUUGAGGCUGGGAAACUGGCAAACUUGACUCAGGAAAUGAAUAGACUCAAGUUGAACGUGCUGGGUGUUGCUGAGACUUGGUGGCCCGGAGCGGGAAGAUGCGUAAUGGAGAAGGGAACAUUCUUCUACUCUGACAACGACGAUCUAAAUCAUAGGAAAGACGUAGGGUUCGUAGUGACGAAGGAAGUACUGAAGGCUGUGGUGGACUUCGUCCCAUGCUCCGACCGCACUGCAUUGCUAAAACUCAGAGCAGGACCAGCCGACCUCAAUAUAAUACAGGUUUACGCACCAACAGCGGACUCAGCGGAACGAGAAAUAGAGCAAUUCUACAGCGAAAUCAAGGAGUUACUUAAAUUAACUAAGAAACAUGAUAUCAACAUAAUUAUCGGAGACUUUAAUGCCAAGGUAGGAAAAGGCAGAUUUGAAAACAUAGUAGGACCUCAUGGCCUUGGAACAAGAAACAAGGCAGGAGAUCGCCUCCUGCAAUUCUGUCAAGAAGAAGACAUGAGAAUCGCAAAUAUAUGGGUCCAACAUCAUCCCCGCCGUCUUUAUACCUGGAGGUCCCCAGCAGAUGGGUCGCAAAAGGUAAUACGAAACCAAAUAGACUAUAUCCUCAUCAGCGGAAGAUUUAGCUCAUCCAUCAAGAGUGCGUGCACAUAUCCCGGAGCGGAUAUGCCCUCAGACCACGUGUUGCUGGCAGUAGUUAUAAAGGUGGCUCUAUCAAGCAUAAGCAAGCCAGCCGCACAACGAAAGAUAGCACUGGGAAAACUGAAGAAUCCAAAUACUGAAGCCGAAAUAAGUGAUGAAAUAAACACGCAAAUCCAAACAUUAACACCAAAGAAUGAGGAAGACAUAACACAACUGUGGUCGAAAAUAAUGAAGGUUGUAACAAACACCUCACAAAACAAGUUAGGAUUUGGAGCAAGAGGCAAGAAACAAAGAUGGAUGAUAGAUGAAAUACUGUUGUUGAUGGAUGAACGUCGAAAAUACAAGAAUGAUAAUAACAAUAACAACAACAAUAACUAUAUAAACAUCCAAAGGCAAAUAAGAUCAAAAAUAAGGAUAGCCAAAAACGAAUGGCUGAAGCGAGAAUGUGCCGAAAUAGAACAACUACAAGGCAAACAUGAUGAAUUCAACCUACACAAAAAAUUGAAGGCGGUUGCUGGAUUAUACAGAGGAGGGAGAGCCAGUGUGAUGGCCGACCAAAAUAAUCAGAUAAUACUGGAUAACAAAGAGAAAAACAAGGUAUGGGAAAGAUACAUAGAGGACCUCUUUCGCGACGACAGACCUAAAGCUGGGCCGGACGAAAUUCCAUCAGAAAUACUCAAACUCUUGGACGAGAGGGGCAUCGCAGUGCUACACAAAAUAUUUAACAUUAUUUACGACACUGGUCGUUACCCAGAACAGUGGUUGACCUCCACCUUUGUCCCCUUGCCUAAAAAGAUCAACGCAAAGAAAUGUGAAGAUCACAGACUUAUUAGCCUAAUGAGUCAUACUUUAAAAAUAUUCCUAAAAAUAAUACACCAGAGGAUAUACAGAAGGUGUGAAAAAGAUAUAAGCGACUCGCAGUUUGGGUUCAGACGAGGACUGGGUACAAGGGAGGCACUGGUUGCAACGCAGGUUCUUGUUCAGAACUGUCACGACCAGAGGAAAGAUAUAUGUCUAUGUUUCUUAGACUACGAAAAGGCAUUUGACAGGGUGAAACAUCACAAAUUAAUGCUACUUCUCAGGAAACUCGAUGUAGACCAAAAAGAUAUAUGGUGCAUUGAGAGCUUAUACUGGUAUCAGACUGCACGGCAAUUUCAAGAGGCCCUGAAAGAGAAGGAAAUAGGGAUCAAGGUUAAUGGAGUAUGGGUGAACAACAUCCGCUAUGCCGACGACACGAUCUUAAUAGCUGGUAAUAUGGAUAACCUGCAACAUCUGGUUAAUGCAGUAGGACGACACAGUAAGCUGAUGGACCUGAAUAUCAAUUCCAAAAAGACGAAAUUCAUGGUCGUGUCUAGAGACUUGAAGGCAUUCAACAACUCCAGAAUAACAUUUGAGGACAAACCCAUAGAGAGGGUUAACAAAUUCAAGUAUCUGGGAACAUGGUUGUUUGAGGAUUGGACAUCAGAUAAUGAGAUAAAAUGUCGCAUAGAGCAGGCUCGACAGACCUUCUUAAAAAUAAGAAGAGUGUUAACAUGUUCAGAAUUUGACCUUGAUCUGAGGAUAAGAUUCGUGAAAUGUUAUGUCUGGCCGGUGCUUCUAUAUGGAAUGGAGGGAUGGACUCUGAAAGUGAGCGCUAUCAACAAAUUGGAAGCUUUCGAAAUGUGGCUGUACCGCAGGAUUCUUAGGGUGCCAUGGACAGCACGGAUGAAAAAUGAAGAGAUUCUCAAACGUGUUAACAGGGGACCCCGAAGAGCAACCAGCUUGCCGGAGAGCGCGGCCAUGAUGGCCAGGACGACGACGGCGGAGGCGACGACGGCCGGGGCGACGACGGCCGGGGCGACGACGGCCGAGGCUACGACGACCGGGGCCAUGGCAGCCGGGCCGACGACGGCGGGGGCCAUGGCGGCUGGGACGAUGACGGCCGGGGCCAUGGCACCUGGGCCGACGACGGCGGGAGCCAUGGCGGCUGGGACGAUGACGGCCGGGGCCAUGGCACCCGGGCCGACGACGGCAGGAGCCAUGGCGGCUGGGACGAUGACGGCCGGGGCCAUGGCAGCCGGGCCGACGACGGCAGGAGCCAUGGCGGCUGGGGCGACGACGACCGGGGCCAUGGCAGCCGGGCCGACGACGGCGGGGACCAUGGCGGCUUGGACGACGACGACCGGGGCCAUGGCAGCCGGGCCGACGACGGCAGGAGCCAUGGCGGCUGGGACGAUGACGGCCGGGGCCAUGACACCCGGGCUGACGACCGCCGGAGCCAUGGCACCCGGGCCGACGACCGCCGGGGCCAUGGCACCCGCGCCGACGACCGCCGGGGCCAUGGCAGUCGGGCCGACUAUUUAUAAGCGGACAUACCCGAAAGGAUUUCUCUCCCAAAGGGAGUGGGAGGAAAGAAAGGUAGCAAAAGUAGUCUUCUCGACAUUAGUCAUUUUAAUAUAA